UCUGUUUACACAUACAUCACCAGCAUCAUCAUCAGCAGUGAGAAAAGAAUUCAUCGUCCAUCCUUUUGGUGAGAUUAGAUUAGACAUUCCAGUUGAUUGGGAUACUCGCUGGACAAAUUCUGAACAAAUGUGACAGUUUUAUAAGCAUUCGCAUAGUAGAAGAGCAUGGAAGCAACCAAAAAAAUACUCAACUAAAGUACAACAUUAUUUUGGUUUUAAGAGGUAUGGAAAGGAAGUGAGCUGAAAACGGAAGUACUUUUCUCCUCAAUGGGUGGGUGGCAUCAAGGUCGGCUACAGGUGCUGUUGUUGUGCUAAUACUGUAUGGUCUAAAAUUUAUAUCCAGCCCACCCACAAUCUACACUUCAGUCCAAUUUCUAUACCAACUGUAACUUUUCCAACCCAAAAUGUCCAGUGUAAACACACAACGUCAAGGUCGUUGGUAUUUUGGUGGUAUUGCCAGUGCAGGAGCCGCUUGCUGUACCCAUCCUUUGGACUUAAUAAAGGUUGCGCUGCAAACGCAACAAGGCAAAUUAUCGGUAUUGCAACUAACAGCGAAAGUUUUACGAGAGCAAGGUGUACUGGCACUUUACAACGGGUUGUCUGCUUCCGUCCUACGUCAAAUGACGUAUUCAAUGACACGCUUCGGUAUUUAUGAAGCAGGAAAAAAGCAAAUCAAUACUGAUACAUUCCUCGGUAAAAUCGCCUUAGCCGGGUUGGCUGGCACCGUAGGCGGUAUUGUCGGCACCCCCGCCGAUAUGGUGAAUGUACGCAUGCAAAAUGAUGUCAAACUGCCACCGGAGCAGCGCAGAAAGUUAGUUGACAUGAUUUUUAUUUUCUUUGUGAUUAAAACCUUUGGCCGUUAUCGAUUUUUUUAACAAACACAUUAGUAAUCACCGGCACAAACUUUAUUAGCUUAUUCAUACUUAGCUUUCUUUCUACUUUGAAAAAAAAAACAUAC
Rhagoletis zephyria (snowberry fruit fly) is the source of this 958-nucleotide messenger RNA. RefSeq names its product mitochondrial dicarboxylate carrier-like. Gene Ontology annotation, biological process: transmembrane transport. The record is from RefSeq and is a predicted model, not a curated record. NCBI's taxonomy places the organism in Eukaryota, Metazoa, Arthropoda, Insecta, Diptera, Tephritidae.